Molecule: messenger RNA, 339 nt
Organism: Caenorhabditis bovis
Lineage: Eukaryota; Metazoa; Nematoda; Chromadorea; Rhabditida; Rhabditidae
Source: the annotation of a GenBank genome assembly
AUGGCUCAAUCAGUUCCACCAGGAGACAUCCAGACUCAGCCAAACGCCAAGAUUGUGAUCAACUCGUCGGCUCGCCGCAUUGGCUACGGCAUCAAGACGACGAACAUUAAGAGACUCGGAGUCGACCCGCCAUGUGGAGUGCUCGACCCGAAGGAAGCUGUCCUUCUCGCCGUCUCCUGCGACGCGUUCGCCUACGGACAAGAGGACACCAACAAUGACCGUAUCACUGUCGAGUGGACCAACACCCCCGACGGCGCCGCGAAACAAUUCCGUCGCGAAUGGUUCCAGGGCGACGGAAUGGUCCGCAGAAAGAAUUUGCCGAUCGAGUACAACCCAUAA